UCAGUACUGCCAAAAUGACAGUUUUUAAUGACAUACUACAGAGCCGUGCUUUAUUUACAAUUUAAUCAGGAUAAUAAAAAUUAUCCAUAGGUCAAUGACUUUGAAUUCAUAUUCAACUGCCUACUAGGUCCUACUAGGUAGUAGCACCAGGUGUAAUAAGUGUAGUAGUGUACAACUUUUAUCCCCUCCGCUAGUGGCCUUGCAGUGGCAUCGUUGCCGUUCUUUAAUUUUUAGACAACAGUAAACAGUUCCCGAGUUCGAGUUGUUUUAGUUCGAAGUUGGAGUUAGUCGCGUGUAUAAUAAUAGUUAAAUCCGGUGAGUGCCUGUCUGUCGGUACUGAUUUGUGUUUAAUGUCAAAAUGACGAAUUCGUACUAUGAAGGAAGUAAAAUGUUUUUAUGGCUGGCUAAUCUAACAGGCAUUAAUGUUGACCAGGUGAAUUUUUUGAUUAGUCAGUUCGUAGCCCUCGCAUUGGCAUCCCUUUUUCGCACAGUAUUACAUCCCUCCAAAACAAAUUCUGCUACAAGACAUGGUUUCGGUCUUAUUGUCGGACUCAUCAUCGGCUAUUUUUGCUUCGGAACGCAAGCUAUCCAUUUGGCAGGAUUACCAGCGUUAUGUUACAUAGUGAUAAGAACUCAAAGUCCUGAGAUUAUGCAGAGAAUGGUUUUAGCCGUUGCCCUUUUGUAUCUUUCAGCCAUACACCUACAUCGGCAAAUGUAUGAUUAUGGAUCCUACAGUUUGGAUGUUACAGGUCUUUCUAUUUCAGGUCCGUUAAUGGUAAUAACGCAGAAGGUAACCAGUUUGGCAUUCAAUAUACACGAUGGUCUUACGCGGAAGGAAGUGGACUUGUCAAAAAAUCAAAAGUAUUACGCAGUGCGUCGUAUGCCCACAGCCCUCGAGUAUUUCAGUUACGCCCUAAACUUCCCCGCCUUGAUGGCUGGCCCUGCCAUAUUUUACAGGGACUACAUGGACUUCAUUGAUGGCAAGAGCUUCAUGACGGUAACAUCCAAUGGCACAAUUGAUAAGAAGAACCAGGACAAAACUGUAGUAAUCGAGCCGUCACCCAUAAAAGUUUGUUUCCAGAAGGCAAUUUUGUCUUUGAUAUGCGCCUUCAUAUACAUAAAGUUCACCCCGAUGUUUCCCAUUGCCAGUUUAAAAGAUGACGAUUUCGAGAACAAAAGUCUUACGUACAAGUUUGUUUAUUUGCACAUGGUCACCAUGCUGGUCAGAUUCAAGUAUUACUUUGCCUGGUUAUUGUCCGAUGCGAUCUGUAAUAAUGCAGGGUUGGGCUUCAACGGGUACGACGAGCACGGUGCUUUCAAAUGGAACCGAUUCUCGAACAUCAAUAUAUUGAAAUUCGAGUUUGGUUCAAACUUGCGUGAAAGCAUAGAAGCUUGGAACAUGGGAACCAAUAAAUGGUUACGUAUGGUGGUGUAUGAGAGAGUACAAAAUUACCCUAUCGUUCUAACGUAUGCCUUAUCCGCCCUGUGGCACGGAUUUUAUCCAGGUUACUAUUUAACUUUUGCAAACGGAGCCAUUUUUACAAUAGCUGCCAGAACGAUGAGGAGAACAGUAAGGGAUUACUUUACGGGCAAUGCAGAACUGAAGUUGAUCUAUGACAUUGCCACAUGCAUUUUAACCCGUUUAGUUAUGGCUUAUAUUACGUUUACUUUUGUACUACUUGAUUUUUGGCCCAGUGUUCGGCUCUACCUACAUAUGCACCUGUGCCUUCAUAUUGUAGCGGUGAUAGCGAUCCUGAUAGUGCCUCGGGUGAUUCGCAGAGCAGUUCCUGGUGAUUCUAGUCAGCUGUCCGCUAAAGGCAGAAUCGCGCACGCCCUUAGGAAGGCCAGCCCACUCACCAAUAGCGUCUCCAAUCACCAUGACUGAAUUUAUUUAUUUAUUGUUUAUUUUACCUACCAAACAACUAACUAACUAUACAUAUAUAAUACAUAAGUGAUUUACUACCCGCCA
This is a messenger RNA of Agrilus planipennis (emerald ash borer), 1969 nucleotides long. RefSeq names its product lysophospholipid acyltransferase 2 (gene oys). The coding region runs from base 359 to 1885 and encodes 508 amino acids. Gene Ontology annotation, molecular function: acyltransferase activity. Gene Ontology annotation, biological process: lipid modification. NCBI's taxonomy places the organism in Eukaryota, Metazoa, Arthropoda, Insecta, Coleoptera, Buprestidae. The record is from RefSeq and is a predicted model, not a curated record. Gene Ontology annotation, cellular component: membrane. The transcript has 9 exons.